Messenger RNA from Cataglyphis hispanica, 716 nucleotides. RefSeq lists its product as uncharacterized. Gene Ontology annotation, molecular function: ribosome binding; translation initiation factor activity. Gene Ontology annotation, cellular component: mitochondrion. NCBI's taxonomy places the organism in Eukaryota, Metazoa, Arthropoda, Insecta, Hymenoptera, Formicidae. Gene Ontology annotation, biological process: ribosome disassembly; mitochondrial translational initiation. The transcript has 2 exons. Bases 4 to 708 code for a protein of 234 amino acids. The record is from RefSeq and is a predicted model, not a curated record.
GUUAUGGCUACCUCUAGGUUGUUGACGACUCUGCGAAGGGUCGUCUAUCGCGCUCACGAUUUCAAUAAGUGUUGCGUGACAAAUGACCUUCGGGACGUACGUCGAGCAUUUAGCAAGAAAUCCAUCCUCGAGGAGGAUGACGCGAUUGCCAAGAAGCAAAGACCGAAGACGGUGCCAGUGCCGAAGAUCACGUUGCUGUUACCGGACGACUCGAUGACCGUGACAGUGCUAGAAGAUGCUCAAAGUUUGGCAAAACGUCGCAAACUCACCCUCGUCAAGAUCAGCGACCUUGACAGUAAGACACAACGACCACUUUAUAAACUGAUGAGUGCGUCCACCUUCGUCGAGGAGAUCGAGAAGAACAUCGAAAAUAAUGACAAAGAUAAGCAAAAAACCAAAAAUACUAAGCUGUUCUACAUAUCUGCAAAGAUCGCUGAGAACGAUCUAUUAACAAAGACAAGAAAUGUGGUGAAAUUAUUAAAUAAGGGGCACAAGGUUAAGAUCGCCAUCACCCUGGAUGGUAUCAGUGAGGAUAAGACCCAAAAUGUUAUAGAGGAUGCAGUGAAAAAUCAUGGCGAUAUUCAACGAAUGCCAUCAAAGAAAAAUGUUGUUUUACUUCUAAUAAAUCCCUUGUUAAAUAAGAAUAAAGACAAUUCUGCAGAUAAUAAAAAAGCAACUGGUACAAUUAAUCAAAGUGGUAAUGUGUGACAUUUAAC